AUUCUGCUUGCCCUAAAUUUGAAAGUCUAUAAGUUGUUCGCGAAAUAUAUUUGUGUUAGUCAAUGGCUGGCAGAGGAAGAGGAAAAUUCCCUUUUAAUAGUAGUCAACAAAAUAAUAUAAAAGUCCAAAAAUGUGCGAUUGAAGAUCCUAUUAAUAUCUAUCUUAGAAUGUCUAAGAACUUCCCAGUUUCUCCUAAUUCUGAGUCUAUUCAAAUCUGGAUGAAGGAUGUGCUAAACGAGGUUACAAUAAAUCCUGAGAUAGCAAUUGAGGUAGCAAAAUAUUUACAUUUGUUUACCAAUAUUAGGAGAGAUGACCCUUCUGUUGGCUCCCAAAUUAAAAGAUGUUUUCUUCAAGAAUUAGAAUUGUCAUAUAAUGGUUACAUACAUAGUGAAAGUGAUUCAUUUAAGUAUCGAAAUUUUACUUAUUUCUUUGGAGCUUCUACAUAUUUUAUAAGAGAAUCUGGCAAUCCUCCAUUGAAAGAUCUAAUGGCAGCUUUAUUAAUUUUAAUUAGUAAGCUGAAUAUCAUUGACGAUAUUGAGGAUUUUAUUGUAUAUUCUAAGUGUGUAGCCUGGUUAUCCAGACUCAUUACUGACCCAAUGGAUGGAUCUGUUUUGUCAGUUGCCUAUAAGGAAGCAUUAAAUAGGCUGAGAGAACUUAUAGCCUCAGGGAAAGGAAAUUUGAUCUGUUUGGCAUGUCUAGAAAAAUCUGUUAAUCAAGGAAUAUUAAAAGAAUCUAGUCAGGAAUUUUAUCAUGAAUGUUUGUCAGAAACUGAUUUUAAAGCAGUUAAAAGUGAUUUAUCGAUCACCAUUCCUGUUGGGGAUAAAUAUAAAUUUAUAUUAGACUCCUUUACUAAUGUUACAUAUAUAUGAUAUGGUUUAAUGUAAAUGGGCUUUUAGUUUAUACUCCUCAAAAUGAUUUGUUUUUUACUUUAAUUUGUAUAUGUAGUAGUUUAAGAAUUUAUAUUCUUAAAUUUAAUUUGUAAAAUAUUA
Nezara viridula (southern green stink bug) is the source of this 989-nucleotide messenger RNA. The record is from the annotation of a GenBank genome assembly. Lineage: Eukaryota; Metazoa; Arthropoda; Insecta; Hemiptera; Pentatomidae.